Molecule: messenger RNA, 1123 nt
Organism: Mesocricetus auratus (golden hamster)
Lineage: Eukaryota; Metazoa; Chordata; Mammalia; Rodentia; Cricetidae
Gene: Rab13
Product: RAB13, member RAS oncogene family
Exons: 8
Coding region: 123-734 (203 amino acids)
Biological process (GO): Golgi vesicle fusion to target membrane; cellular response to insulin stimulus; regulation of exocytosis
Cellular component (GO): synaptic vesicle; endosome; trans-Golgi network transport vesicle
Molecular function (GO): GTPase activity; GTP binding
Source: RefSeq, a predicted model, not a curated record
GGGCGGAGAGGGAGGAAAACUUCCUGGCUGGGACUCUGGCGGUUUCUGCCUGCCAGUCCUCCGAACCCGCCUACCAGUGUUGGCUCUUCCCGACCCCGCCCCCGGCGCCCCCAGUGUCCGCCAUGGCCAAAGCCUACGACCACCUCUUCAAGCUGCUGCUGAUCGGGGACUCGGGGGUGGGCAAGACCUGUCUGAUCAUUCGCUUUGCAGAGGACAACUUCAACAACACUUACAUCUCCACCAUCGGAAUUGAUUUCAAGAUCCGAACUGUGGAAAUUGAGGGGAAGAGGAUCAAACUGCAAGUCUGGGACACAGCUGGCCAAGAGCGAUUCAAGACAAUAACUACCGCCUAUUACCGUGGAGCCAUGGGCAUUAUCCUAGUAUAUGAUAUCACAGAUGAGAAAUCAUUCGAGAAUAUUCAGAACUGGAUGAAAAGCAUCAAAGAGAAUGCCUCUGCUGGGGUGGAGCGCCUUCUACUGGGGAACAAGUGUGACAUGGAGGCCAAGAGGAAGGUGCAGAAAGAACAGGCCAACAAGUUGGCUCGAGAGCACGGAAUCCGAUUUUUUGAGACGAGUGCCAAAUCCAGUAUGAAUGUGGAUGAGGCUUUCAAUGCCCUGGCCCGUGACAUCUUGCUCAAGUCAGGAGGCCGGAGAUCGGGAAACCACAGCAAGUCCUCCAGCACUGACCUGAAACCGUCUGACAAGAAGAACACCAACAAGUGCUCUCUGGGCUGAACAUUCCUUGCCACCUCCUCACCCUGAACCUGGAGGCUAGACCUGAGGGAGUUGGGUUGAGGCUUUGCGGGGAGAAACUGGUGGGACCUAGCGGGGUAGAUGAACUGCUGACAAGGAGACUGAGGAGGAAGGAAAGGAGGAAGGGAAGGAGCAGGGAAAAGGACGGGGAAGGAACAAGGAUGUGAACGUUGGAAGGGUUUGAGAAGGGAAAGGAAGAAGAGUCGUAUCUGAUCUGGGACUGACCUUGGGUUUAAGGUCAGACAUUGUGGCCUUGUGCUGAUUGCUCUGUCUGGUUCAGGUUAGGGUCCUGAGAGGCUGGCUCAGCACUACUCUGAAGGUUGCUCACUACAUGGUCUUUGUUAGCAUUAAAGGCCACUCUUUUGCAUGAA